This is a messenger RNA of Rhinichthys klamathensis goyatoka, 2598 nucleotides long. It is a transcript of the gene dnai3, whose product is annotated as dynein axonemal intermediate chain 3. Gene Ontology annotation, biological process: inner dynein arm assembly; cilium movement involved in cell motility. NCBI's taxonomy places the organism in Eukaryota, Metazoa, Chordata, Actinopteri, Cypriniformes, Leuciscidae. Gene Ontology annotation, molecular function: dynein light chain binding; dynein heavy chain binding. The transcript has 21 exons. Gene Ontology annotation, cellular component: inner dynein arm. The record is from RefSeq and is a predicted model, not a curated record. The coding region runs from base 1 to 2538 and encodes 845 amino acids.
AUGAAUGAAGUGACUCCUUCCCCCACAGGUCACCCCGAUCACAUCUUCCCGCUGGUCCUGACCUCUGUCACUCAGGAGCUGUUUGGUUGCCGGGCAGAUGAGGAUGUGACCGGAGACAACCCUUACAAGCUCCUGAGAAAGGAAGACAUCGUGCAAGACAUGAAGACCAGAGCGGCCGUGUCCGACUUCAGCCCCGUCAAACAGAUCGUGCUGGAAUACCCUGGAGAUGAACUCCUGCUGGUGUUCGACAGAGACUUCACAUACGGACAGUGCUUCUAUCUGGUGCUCACAGUCGAGGCCAAAGAGAACAUGAUGAAGUCUCCAGCACAGGCUGAUGAUGAAGAGGAGCUGAUGGAGGAUGAAGAGGAGCACGUGAUCGAGCCGAAGACUCCCGAGUCUCAUCCGUGGAUCUCUCUGGGCAGUGAACAGGAGAUCGAGGACGAGUCGCUCACACAGGCCAGACCCAGACUCAGGUAUAAGAUGUCUCCUCUGAUGCGGCACUGUGGCGCUCCGGUGUGUUUCUCCGACGGGAAUGACGGAUACGUGGAGUGUCCAUCAUACGAGGACAAGAGCUUCAGCAUCACACAGAUGGAGAGAAGCACGAGCGUUCAGGCCUCCAGAGACACCACACACUCGUCCACGCAAACACUGUGGAAGCACCCAAAGAACAUGUGCACGCAGUACGAACCCCGAGAGUUCAGUCCUGAGGAGAGAGAACAUCAGCUGCGAUCAGAGAGCCUGAAGAACUUCAUCACAUCUGUGGCGAUCAGGUUUGAAGUGUCCCUGCAGCAGAAUCUCCUCUCAGACGCGUUCUGUGACGACUGGACGGCCCUGUGUGAGGACGACGGUGUGCCGACGGGGAAGACGGAGACUCAGCUGAAGGAGUAUCAGUCGUUCAUGGACCUGCACUUCAGCAAAGAGAAGAGCAUCAGUCACGUGCACUGGCAUCCCUCCAUCAGCGGUGUGAUUGCGGUGGCCAUGACGGAGAGACUGUCCCUCGAGGAGCGGAUCGAGAACUCCACUAAACUCCUGUUAAACCCGUCAUACAUUCUCUUCUGGAGCUUCACUGACCCCAUAAACCCACAGUUGCAGCUUGAAUGUCCUGAAGAUGUUCUUUGUUUCCAGUUCUGCCCGUCAGACCCGAACAUCAUCGCUGGCGGCUGCAUAAACGGCCAGGUAGUGUUAUGGGAUAUUUCAGCACAUGUGGAGAGACUUCAGGACACCCGCAGUGGCGGUGACAACAUCUCAAACAAACUAGACACAAGCGAUGUAAUCCCCGUGGUCCGGUACUGCGCUGUGUCUGGGAUAGAGAACGGACACAAAGCGCCGGUCACAGACAUUCAGUGGCUGCCAGAAACAUUCGAGGUGUCCCGAUUAGGGAUUCCAGUGGAAAACCCGAGUCGUAUGUCCGUUCAGAUGGUCACGUGUUCUCCUGACUGCUGUGUGUUAUUCUGGGAUCUUCGACCUCCUCGUGUCGUGUCUCAGUCCCUCACGGACGUGAAACAGAAAUCGGAGGAAAAGCCCCCGGAAAACCCUCAUGGUGUACCAAACACCUUCAAACACCUCAACCUGACCUGGAAACCCUUGAUCCGAGUCUCCUUGCCAAAGAUCGGCUCCAGUGGUGAAUACAGUCCUCUGAAGUUCAGCUUUCGGGACAAUACAGUGGACUACGUUACAGGUGAUAAACCCCCACAGGACACGGAUCGGGAAGGGUUCGCGCAGCUCCGGGUGCCGUCGGCCAAACAGCAGAAACCCCUGGAGAACAUCAGCACAAAACUAUACGUGGGGACGGAGGACGGAGAACUCGUGUACACCGACUGGAAGAUGGAGAAGGACAACGACUCAGGACGACUGUUCAGUGCCAAACCCACGCAUCAGUUCCUCGCACACCACACUCUGGUGAACACCGUGAGCCGCUCUCCGUUCUUCCAGGACAUCAUCCUGACGGUGGGCAGCUUCAGUUUCGCCAUCUGGAAGGAAGGGGUCAUGAGCGGCCCGAUCCUCAUGUCGGCCUGCUCUAAGAUCAUCUAUACGAUCGGCCACUGGUCCCUGUCCCGGCCGGCGCUCUUCUUCAUCGGGAAGGAGGACGGGAACAUUGAGGUUUGGGAUCUGCUGCAAAACACCCACGAACCCUCACAAACCCAGAAAAUCAGCACCGCCUCCAUCACCUGCAUCCGGUCCAGCAGCUCCUCGGGGAAGCAUCAUCUUCUGGCGGUCUCAGACCGUAUCGGGACAGUACACAUCCUACAGAUCCCAUGGACCCUGCGCAAAUCCUCCAACCACGAGAAACAGAAUGUGAGGAAGUACUUGGAAAAGGAAGAGGAACGGCUGGAGUACUUUGAGAAACGGCAGCUCAAACACGAGAAGCACAAGAAAGAGAUGGAAGCUGAACAACUGAAGAAGAAGACGGAGCCAGUGCCACUGAAACAGGCCGAGGAACUGGAGGCGGAAGCGCUGAAGGAAUAUGAACAGUUUCUGGCUCUGGAGAAGACCGUUUUGAAGAACAUGGGCCUCCUGACCGAAACGACGGACCUGUAACACAUUAGAGACAUCAUCAUCAUCAUCAUCAUCACCAUCACGCUCUGGAACAAAGCACAA